AUGGCUCACGCGCGGGCCAGUGCUUUCUCCUUAGACCUGAAAGGGUGGUUGAAAUUCGGUCAGAAGGCCGGCAACGAUGUCGAGGAGGAGCAGAGAUUGAGGCCUGAGACGUGGAGUGACAAUUUCAUCGGAAGCUUGAUGAGGUCAAUGCCCUCGGCGAGUGUUGGCGGUGGGCAGGCAAAGGACAAGAAUCCCACCACCAACGUUGUUCAACACGCUGCACCAAUGACAAGCAAGCAGAUCAGCAGAGACAAUAUGAGUUGUCUUGAUUUGAGCUACGGCAAAUUGGCGAGCACGGCGUUUGACGCAAAUGACUUUCCCUACCUGAAAUCUUUGCGAAUGGGAAACAACAACUUGAAAGAGAUCCUCCCGAAUACGCUGAGAAGUACAUCAACGGAUUGA
Molecule: messenger RNA, 402 nt
Organism: Guillardia theta CCMP2712
Lineage: Eukaryota; Cryptophyceae; Pyrenomonadales; Geminigeraceae
Exons: 4
Coding region: 1-402 (133 amino acids)
Source: RefSeq, a predicted model, not a curated record